This is a messenger RNA of Ostrea edulis (European flat oyster), 4226 nucleotides long. RefSeq lists its product as uncharacterized. Bases 168 to 1373 code for a protein of 401 amino acids. The transcript is spliced from 12 exons. The record is from RefSeq and is a predicted model, not a curated record. Lineage: Eukaryota; Metazoa; Mollusca; Bivalvia; Ostreida; Ostreidae.
GGAAGGAAGAGGAUUUGUAUUUGUUUACUAAACUGGUAUAAAAAUAAAAUCGUGACAAGCCGAACCCUUUUUAGUUUAUAAAUAAAGAUUUGCAUCACAAACGGAAAUUUCUAUGCAAGUACUUGCACACAGAAAAGUAUACAUCAUUAGGGGCAGUUUAACAGACAAUGAAGUUCAAAACAGUUCUUGAGGGACAAGAAGCAGUAAUCUUUAAUUACCUUGGAGAAGGCAGACUAAUCAAGGGACCUCAAAGGGUGUUUUUAUACCGGGAGAGAUUACACUACUUAAAGAAACACACAGCUGACCCAUAUCAGUAUGUUGUUGCGAAGGACAAGGACGGGCUGGUACAACACAAGCCAGGACCCUGCUUUGUUUUCAACAAUCCACUUUUGUAUGAUUCUGUGACAGUGAAGGAGAGUACUAAAAUAGAUGCUAAUCAUCUGAUUGUUGUAUACAAACGCCUGAAAGAAAGUGAUGUGCAAAGAAGAAUCGUUCAAGGUCCCACUGUGUUUGUGCCAGAGGCUGAGGAGUGGAUACACACAUUUACCUGGCAUGGAGCAGAUCCCAAUGAUAAAACACGGAUGAUCCCAGGACAUAACACUUUUCAGAAACUGGCUGUGAUUCCGGACCAAUUCUAUUAUAAUGUCAAAGAUGUAAGGACACAAGAUGACACUAUGAUUACUGUGAAACUGAUGUUAUUUUAUGAGCUGAAAGAUGUGACCAAGAUGCUGGACAGCACAACAGAUCCUAUUGCAGACAUGAUGAAUGCUGUUUGUGCAGAUGUCAUUGCAUUUGCUGGAAAAGUUUCGUUUGAAGAGUUUUUGAACCAGACACAGAUCUUGAGUGACCUUUCAACUUAUCCACAGCUGACUCAGCGAGGUGAUAAAAUUGGCUACAUCGUUCAGAAAGUUGUCUUUAGGGGAUAUCAUGCCAGUGAACAUCUGCAGAGGAUGCAAAAUGCUUCCAUUGAAUCAAGAACACAGCUUCGAUUGGAAUCAGAAAUAGAGGAACAAAAAUCCAAACUUGCAGAUUUUAAACUUUCGAAGGAACAGGAGAGAACCAAAUUGGUGCAUGAUAUGGAAAAGGCCAAGCAAGACCACAAACAAAAGAUAGCAGAACUGGAACAGCAGCACAAACUGGAACUCCGAGAGAUGGAGCACCACAAAAUGUUAGAGAUAUCUUCUCUAUUCACCAAGGCAAAGCUCGGUCUGAGUGCAGCUGAGAAGGAGUGGGAUUGUGAAUUCCUGAAGAAAUUGGGGGCCAUUAAUGUCAACUUGACAGAUUAUCUGAGAACUCAGAAUGGUCCUCCUAUAGCAGAAGAAAUCAGAGUUGUUACCACAGAAAAGAAGAAGCCCGUGGAAUCAAAUAUUUGAAAAUGUGAAGUCUGACAUCUCAUUUAAACUAUGACAAUCAUUUCAUAAAAGUUAAUAUCAUGUAUUGUCUGCCUUUCUGUGGACAGAUUGUUAAGAGAUUUUGUGAAAAAAAAUGUUUUAUUCUAUUUUGAUCAGAUUUUAAAAUUGAUAAGAUAUGAUUGAUACAAUGUCCUGAUCCCUGAUUGAUAUUUAAUUUUCAUUUUUUUUUCUUUUCUUAUUUAAACAAAAAAGUAUAAAUGACAUGUCUAUUGAUGUAUUUAUAAGAAUGGUAAGGUUUCCUAUGUCGUGGUAGAUCAGGGUAACACAUGUUCUUUUUUCAAUGAUUGUUAACAAUGCUGUUAAAAUCACAUGAUGUCACAUUAAUCUAACAUGCAAUUCGAUUUGAAAACAGAAACAAUGCAAUCUUUAUACUUCAAAAGAAAUGUUUUGUUUAGAGAUGAAAUCCAAAUGAGUGCAAUCAUUAAUAUGAAACUUAGUGUAAUGAGUUGUACAAAUGUACAAUGUUGACUGCAGAUGUCUGGGGUAGCACCCAUUCAUAUUUAUUGUCCUCUUAAAUACUUUUUAUAUAUGUGAUAUUGCUUUAUGAAUAUGCUUAUAUUCUUUUAAUCAAAUUAAACAAAUGACCACAAACAGUUUUAUAGGACCAAUUUAACAUAACCAAAUAUAGCCCACCCUUAGAGACCACCUAUAUAACUGCAUCUACAUGUACCUUUUACUGUAUAUGGGCAAUACACAUAUAAACUAUAUCAUUAAUCCUUUUUGCGCUGUACGGGGAAAUUGUCAGCAUGAUACUAUUGAUGGAAAAAAUCAGGUUUUCAAGUUUUUAAUACAAUAUUCUGAAGUAAUUGCUGUCAUCUUUGGAAUAAUUGAAUGGUUUUAUACAAAUAGGCAGUGGCGUGACUGAAGAUUGUAAAUUUGUAUCGUAGCAGAUGUAAUUGUGAUGCAAGUAUUGAAAAUGAUCAUCUUAUUUUCAUACUUUAUAGGAUAAUCUAGGGAAGUUAACAUUUUGAAAUUACAUGUAUAUCAUAAUUUGAUGACGAAAGAGGGAUAUUGUUUUGAUUUCAUUAAAUCAUGAAAAUAUAUAUCUAUCGCAUAAGGGAUGAUUUUGAAUUUCCCAAUUAAACCAUAAAAAUUAUACACAUUGCACAUUCUGCUCACUUUGCCUCUUGAAUUUGCAGCAGGUUAUGACAUUAAUUCUAGGCAUUUUAAUGUAUAUGUGUCAACUUUUUAAUGUGUUGUUUUGUCAUUUCUGAAUGAUGGGUAUAUUUAUAACUUCAUUGAGAAUGAUGCUUUCUUAAGAAAUAUUAAUACAAGGCUCAUGUUUCUGGAUCAGAGCUGAAAAUGUCCCUCAUUAUGGAAUGAUUUGAAAAUGCAUUAAAAUCGGGUGUGUAUAUCUUAUUUUUUCCUCAUAUUUUGUUAUUCAAUAUACAUGUAUUUGUUAUUUUUUUCCAAGAUUUUUUCAUAUUUGUAUCAUGUUAUAAGCACCUCUCAAUUGUCAAGCAUGCCCAGAAUGGGAUAAAUUAAGUAUAAGCCCUCUGUGUAGAUUCCUAAUCUUUCUCAUUUAUAAUGUUAUAUUUUACAAAUGUCAAUGAAACAUGUAAACUAUUAAUUUAGCUCAAUAUUGAUUUUAUAUACAAUGCAUUUUUAUGACUUUAAUGUUUUACAAAAUUAUUUAAAAUCCACAAUUUUACCGUUUAAAGCUAGGUGUCCUAAGCAAGUAAUGCCUUUUUAAAAAUAUUCUCAAUGAUGACCUUAAAUAUUUAUGUGAUAUAUAUACCAUUGUCUUUCCUGUCUGUAUCCAGUACAAAGUGAGAUUAGGAAUUUUCUUCUACAAUCUGAUUUAUAUUUGUCUUUUUAUACUGAUAUUUUCAUGUUUGUACAUGUAAAUUGUGUGUUAAAUGUUUGGGUUUUAGUUCACCUGAGAUAUAAGCUCAAGUGAGCUUUUCUGAUCCCCUGGCUCUUGGACCUUUUAAAAAAGUUAGAUAAACUCACUUUUGAUCCCAGUCUCACUCUUAUAAAAGGAGCAUAUAGCAGGACAGUAUUUUAGGAAAUUUAAUAUAAAAAUCUUCCUUCAAGACCAACAGUUCCACAAUUUGUCAUCAUUAAUCAAGCAACCUCAGGUACUGCAGAGUUCAUUUCCUUCAAAUCAUGGCCCAGGGGUAGGAUGGGGCCUCAAUAGGGUAUAAAAGUUUUAAAUUGAAAUAUAUAAUUUUUGAAAAUUUUCUAUUAAUGACCACUUAUUAGCUAUAUUAACAUGCAAGCAUUCCAUUGUAGUGCAGAUUCAUAUUUGUAUAAGGUUGACUAGCUUAAAUAAGGAAUCAAGAAAAUUUGAAGAAAAUAAGUAUUUUACACUAGUGGGUGGGGCACACAAAAUUUUAUCAAUAUGAAAAUGUUCUGAAUUCAGGGUUUUUUCGUGGACCCUUAAGUUAGGAAGGGCUGAAAUCAGGGAUCAAAUUCUACAUGGUACAUAAAUAUAGGGGAAAAUCUUUUCAAAAAUUCUAAUCUCUGGUAGUCAUAUUGAAUUUUGAGACAUCUCCAUGUUAUUUGUAUUCAAGUUAAGUCAAAACCCCAUGGGGCUAGGUUGGAAUUGAAAUUUAUCAUGGGAUUAAAGAGGGGAAGGCCCGGGUGACUUGUGUGAGCAUUGUGGCCCAUGGGCCUCUUGUUUCUUAUCAAUAAAACACUUCACAAAACGUGUAUAUUCUUAUACAAAUGUACACGUACUAUAUAUAAUGCAUGCGUUUUACUUAUUGGAUAUAUAUGAAAUAUCUACUUCGUUUCAUGUACAUGUAACAUGUUAUUGUUCAUUUGUUGGAAACAUUAAAAACAAACUAAUAAUAAAAUUGUAAGAUGUAA